CUGGUCAGGCUAACAUGCUCCCAGCAGUGAACUUUGUAUUGACACUAAGGCAUGUGUACUAAUACUCUGUUAUUGCAUGAUCACCACUGGCUUCAAAGGAGUGCAAGUGAUACCUGCCAGAGAAACAAGGGGACACACUGCACAGAUAUGUAUUAACUACACCCCAUGCUUCAUUAAUCUGAGCAAUUGGUGGCAUGGACAUAAAGAGCCUGCAUUAGCUGGCUAAACCUAUGUGUAAUAUCUUCUAAUCUGAAUUUAGCUAGUAUUUGAAGGAAAUUACCCUUUGUAUUGAUGCAUUAGUGCUUGAACAGUUGCAUUUGGCAUUUCAAAAGAAAUAUGAUUAAAUCACAGUUGCUGCCUGCUGAGUUUAAUUGUUGUGUAAUAACUGCUUUCCAGAAGCACACAGACUUAGAAAAAGAAAAUGGGACUUUUCUUAAAGACACAGAUUCCUACAAUUUUGAGAAAACAAAUUCAGCUCUCUACCACAAUGCCAAAACUGAAUGCGAUGGGCAGUGGAGCUGCAGCGGAGUAAUCCUCAACAGGCGUUUGGGCUUGGUGCUUUGCCACGCAUCUGUAUUUUUCCCUUUUUUGAAAAAAAAGGAAGCAGAUUUUGUUUGGACUGAGCCAACUCAUAUUUUAGGCAACGAGUUCCCAGCAGAUCUUACAAUACAAAUAGAAUGCCCUGCAGAAUCCAGAAUGGAAAAUCACUUCAAAGACAAAGUUCUAGAACACAAACUGGGACUUGGUCUAAUUCCAAUGGCAAAUCAAGCUAGUUUAAGGGCUGAGCGAAAACAGCAUCAGGGUCAGCUCCUCAUGCUUGUUCCCUGUCCAGAAUUCCAGAAGGCAUUUUCCAGGUUGUUUAACAAAUCGGAGGGGUGGGCAUUUUCAAGCGAAGAGGAGAAAGAAGAGUAUGGCGAAAUGAAAAAGGAUCUUGCUUACCUGCAUUGGUUUGCUGUUCUAAAACUGCAAAAUCCUCUGACCAUUUCAUGUCCUAAAAUAAGUAUCAUGGAUGCUAAAAAAUUGCAAAAAGGAAGUUCAGUGUUUGCUUGUGGUUCCCCUUUUGGCUCUUUUUACCCUGACAUUUUUCUAAAUACCAUUAGUAAAGGGGUACUCAGUAACAUAGCAGGAGACCGGAAUGUUGUUCUUCUAACCGAUGCCCGCUGUUUGCCAGGUUCAGAAGGUGGUGGGAUAUUUUCUGUUGAUGAUGGUGUAUUACAGUUGGUGGGAAUUGUAGUGGCACCACUUUGCUGGAAGACAAAUGAAUGGGUUGGACUUACAUUGGCUUGUGCCAUUAGCCAUAUUCUAGAAAACCUUAUGAAAGCUUUUGCAAUGUCUGGUAUGAAUGUAAAGAACCAACUGACUCAAUUAAUGCCAACGGAAAGUUGUGUAACUGAACUUGAGAGACCACUACAACCAAUAGAACAACUAUUAUCCUCCGUUGUUUUAGUAGACUCUGGCCAAGUUUGGGGAUCUGGGGUGUUGUUGAACUCAAACAUUGUGUUAACCUGCCGCCAUGUGCUAAGGGGUGCAUCCAAAGUGUCUGUGAAGAUUAGACCUCCUACAUCAGAGAAGUAUCGGGCAAUUACAGGAAAAGUGUUGUUUGCAAGUAGCGAAUCAUCUCCUUAUGACAUUGCAGUUGUGAAAUUAGAAGAAGUUUUUCAUGGAAUUCCAAACCCAGUUUUGUCAUCUCACUACAAUGUCGGUGAGGACGUGUGUGUUGUUGGAUAUGGGGCUUUUGGGGAGAACUGUGGUCCUUCAGUGACUUCUGGGAUCCUGUCGGCAGUAAUUUGCACAGAAGAGUCCCCAGUCAUGCUUCAGACAACCUGUGCUGUUCAUGGAGGCUCUAGCGGAGGUCCGUUGUUCGCAACACAGUCUGGGGAACUUCUUGGCAUUGUUGCAAGUAACACAAGAGAUAACAGCACAGGAGCUACAUAUCCCCACCUCAAUUUCAGCAUUCCGCUCACAGUUCUCCAGGCUGCUUUACACCGAUAUAUAGAGCAUGGCGAUGUGCAAGGCUUUCAGAUGCUUAACAGGGUCAGGCACAGUGUGAGAGAUGUGUGGCGUCUACAGAGGAAACCAGAAAAAGCUUUUCCUAGCAAACUUUAAGCAACGAAUAAGUAAGCUGUUACGUGUGACAUUGAAAUAUUCAAUGACUCCCAAACCUCUUUAAACUGGACACCACUGAUGAUUCAUACAUUGUGUAUGUCAGGUAUGCCAGAUUAUGAUGACUUUUUAGCUUGUCCUAGGUGAAAGAUGAACUAGCAAAGAUGAACUGAAAUUGUGUAAACCUGAUCUAAGACGACUCCAUUUUGUUUAAUACAUAAGGUAAACUAAAGAGGCAUAACAAGGCACAUUCUGUUCUGAUGUCACUGAAUAAAAGUGACAUCAUAUAAGUGUGUGUGUGUGUGUAUAUAGGAAGGCUUGGCCUGAAGUUGUGGUAGGGGCUAUGUGCCUUUAAAAGGGGACUCCCCCCUUCCCUACAUUCCCGUGAUUGGUUCCAGACGUACUGCUGGCCCACCCUCCACUCCCUCUAUUCAACGUUAUCUAAGGUAGGUCCACUUUAUUUUAAGGCCUACCACAUACGUCGGUAUUGGCACACCUCAACCGACUUUGCUUAUUAAAGGUAGAUGACUUUAUCUCUAUCUCUAUUUCAUUUCAUUACUGAAAUGGCCCCGAACACAAAUAAAUAUAUACGAUACCAGUAGAGAGCACUCAGGAGUCUGUCAAGGUAAAUUUCAUCUGUUGCUUUAUUGAGCAAUUACAAAUUCAGACAACGUUCCAGUCGACGUUUCAGUCUGUAAAAGACUUUUUUCAAGACAAUUGUGUA
Messenger RNA from Pelobates fuscus (common spadefoot toad), 2827 nucleotides. It is a transcript of the gene TYSND1, whose product is annotated as trypsin like peroxisomal matrix peptidase 1. The transcript has 4 exons. NCBI's taxonomy places the organism in Eukaryota, Metazoa, Chordata, Amphibia, Anura, Pelobatidae. Gene Ontology annotation, cellular component: peroxisome. The record is from RefSeq and is a predicted model, not a curated record. The coding region runs from base 337 to 2106 and encodes 589 amino acids. Gene Ontology annotation, molecular function: serine-type endopeptidase activity. Gene Ontology annotation, biological process: protein processing; regulation of fatty acid beta-oxidation.